Miscanthus lutarioriparius is the source of this 1158-nucleotide messenger RNA. Lineage: Eukaryota; Viridiplantae; Streptophyta; Magnoliopsida; Poales; Poaceae. The record is from the annotation of a GenBank genome assembly.
AUGGAGGAGGACGCGGAAGGAGCCGCCCCCAGAGUUCCCCUCGCCCCCUGCCCCUCGCGCCGCGUGCUCUCCUUCCUGGGUCUGGGCGGGACGAAGGAGGAGGGGAGCGCGGAAGUAGGCGCGCCUAGUAAGAUCCGCAAGGGCCCUGCGGCGGUCCCGGCCUCGACGACGACGAGCAUCCCCCGCGCGUCCGAUCUGGAGACCCUCCUGCGCGCGAGGAAGCUGACCCUCAUCCUGGACCUGGACCACACGCUGCUCAACUCCACGGGGCUCGACGACCUCUCCCCCGCCGAGCAAGCCAACGGGCUCACGCGGCACGCCAAGGGUGACCCCACCGCCGUCCUCUUCCGGUUGGGCCUCGCCCACUUUCGCAUGCUCACCAAGCUGCGCCCGUUCGCGCGGGGCUUCCUGGAGCAAGCCAGCGCCAUGUUCGAGAUGUCCGUAUACACCCUUGGCGAUCGGGGCUACGCGAGGGCGGUCGUGAAGCUGCUGGACCCGGACGGCGCCUACUUCGGCGGCCGUGUCGUGUCCAGCGACGAGUCCACCAGGCGGGACAGGAAGAGCCUCGACGUCGUCCCGGGCGCCGAGGCCGCCGCUGUGGUGAUCCUCGACGACUCCAGCCACGUCUGGCCGGAGCACCAGGAGAACCUGAUCCUGAUGGACAGGUACCUCUACUUCGCCGAUAGCUGCCGGACGUUCGGCUACGGGGUGAGCUCCCUGGCAGAGCUGAGGCGCGACGAGCGCGAACAGGACGGCGCGCUGGCCGUGGCGCUCCAGGUCCUGACGCGCGUCCACCAGGGGUUCUUCGAUUCCGUCCUCGGCGGCCGGUGCUCCGACGUCAGGGAGGUGAUCAGGGCCGUGCGGCGCGAGGUGCUGCGCGGCUGCACGGUGGCGUUCAGCCGGGUCAUCCCUCUCGAGGACGUCGCCGGGAACCACCCCAUGUGGAAGCUAGCCGAGCAGCUGGGCGCCGUCUGCGCGGCCGACGCGGACGCCACGGUCACCCAUGUUGUCGCGCUGGAUCCAGGGACUGACAAGGCGCGGUGGGCGCGGGACAACGGCAAGUUUCUGGUCAGCCCGAAGUGGAUCAUGGCGGCAAGUUUCCGGUGGUGCCGGCCGUGCGAGCAAGAUUUCCCAGUCACCCGUGGCCAUGGACGUUGA